Messenger RNA from Dioszegia hungarica, 1560 nucleotides. RefSeq names its product major facilitator superfamily domain-containing protein. Gene Ontology annotation, molecular function: transmembrane transporter activity. NCBI's taxonomy places the organism in Eukaryota, Fungi, Basidiomycota, Tremellomycetes, Tremellales, Bulleribasidiaceae. The record is from RefSeq and is a predicted model, not a curated record. Gene Ontology annotation, cellular component: membrane. Gene Ontology annotation, biological process: transmembrane transport. The transcript has 10 exons. Bases 1 to 1560 code for a protein of 519 amino acids.
AUGUCCAAGCGCGUCGCAAUGAGCGAGAAGCCCGACAUGGUUCACGAGAACCACAUGGACGGCGAAUCCCUCCAGCCCACUGGCACCAGGAUGACCGACGGCGACAAGGGCAGCAGUCGAUACGCCGACAGCGAGUCUGGUUUUGCCCACAAGAGCGAGCUAGCCAAGGCGGAGCGCAAGCUCAUCAUGAAGCUGGAUCUCGGCAUCCUCCCCUUUGCUGUCCUCCUCUAUCUCUCGGCCUACCUUGACCGAGGAAACUUGGCCAAUGCCCGUCUCCAAGGUCUUCAGGAGCAGACUCUGAACAACAGCGAUACUAAUUACUCGAUCGCCCUCGUCUGCUUCUUCAUCACCUACAUCGUCUUCUCCAUCCCUGGUACCCUUCUCGCCAAGCAGUACAACCCUAGCACCACUAUCGCCAUCGGAUGUCUCAUCUGGAGUGUCGCCGCGACUUGCCAGGCGGCCGCCAUGAACCCCGCCGGUGUGUUUGUCUGCCGUCUCUUUGUCGGUAUCGGCGAGGCCAUGUUCGGUCAAGCGAUGGCCUUCCACCUGUCGCUCUGGUACACCAAGCGCGAUCUCGCCAAACGUGUCGGUCUCUUCAUCUCGGCCGGUGCCCUCGCCGGCGCAUUCGGCGGUCUCAUCUCCUUCGGUGUUUCAUCCAUCCAGCGUUCCUCCAUCGCCCAAUGGCGUAUCCUCUUCCUCAUCGAGGGGUGCCCAUCGGUACUGCUCGGUAUCGUCGCCUUCUUCUUCAUGCCCGGCCGUCCCGAGACCUCGCGUUACCUCACCGAGGACCAGCGCACAUUGUGUCUCACCCGUCUCAACCGUUCCGCCGGCGUUUCUUCCGAGCUCGGUAUCGACUGGAAGGGUGUCAAGCGGUGUGCUACGGACUGGAAGUCAUACGUCAUUGCCAUCAUGUACUCGUGCAUGAACUUGACCCUGGCAAGUGUGGGGGGCUUCCUGCCGACGAUUAUUAAAGGUUUCGGCUACUCGAAUGCUCAGGCCCAACUUUUCACCGUGCCCCCGUAUGCCGUCGCCCUCGUAUUCAUGCUGCUCCUCACCUCGUUCUCCGACUACAAGCAAAGCCGCGGUAUCCCCAUCAUGUCGGUCUUCUUGAUCGGUAUUGUCGGCUGGGCGAUUCUCCUCUCCGUUCCGGCUGCCAACAUCUCCCAGUCCCAGUACUCUGCCCGAUACUUUGCCUGCUGCUGCAUCGUCACUGCCGGCUACACCAACAUCCCGCUUAUUAUUUCCUGGCAAGCCGGUAAUAACCCGAACGAAUCGCAGCGUGCGACGGCUCUUGGUUACCUCAACUCCAUUGGACAGUCCCUCUCGCUCGCCGCCAGUUUCCUCUUCCCCUCGGUUGAGGGACCCUCGUACACCAAGGGCUCAAUCGUCAACAUUGCGUUCCAGGCGUUUGGUCUCCUCAUCGCUCUCAGCAUGACCCUCUACUACCGCUUCGAGAACAAGCGCAGGGAUGAGGCCGAGGGCGGCAGGCCGCCAGCGGGUACGCACUUGGACACUCACGAGUUCUACGACAAGGCUCAGGGCUUCCGCUAUGUCAUUUAG